Molecule: messenger RNA, 6145 nt
Organism: Mobula hypostoma (lesser devil ray)
Lineage: Eukaryota; Metazoa; Chordata; Chondrichthyes; Myliobatiformes; Myliobatidae
Gene: rab34a
Product: RAB34, member RAS oncogene family a
Exons: 12
Coding region: 691-1470 (259 amino acids)
Biological process (GO): Golgi to plasma membrane protein transport; phagosome-lysosome fusion
Cellular component (GO): phagocytic vesicle; Golgi cisterna
Molecular function (GO): GTPase activity; GTP binding
Source: RefSeq, a predicted model, not a curated record
GUAGUCCUCACAAUUCAAGAUCCGUAGUUACUGAUGGCCAUUAACCCCACCUCAGGGCGUUCAGAAGCCCAUUACACAAAAUGAAGCGUUGCUUUAUUGAAGGGUUGUGCAGGAAACCAGGAAGCAAAGUAUCAUACUCAUGGACAUUACCAUCUAGAAGGGCAAAGUGCUGUAUGCACAUGGGAGCUUCUUAACUACCUGCAGGUUCUCUUCCAGACGCCACACCGCCACACCGCCACACCAUCCUGAGUGGCAAAUAUAAUACUAGUUCUAAAUCCUGGAGCUCCCUUCUAUGCAGCAUCUGUGAGUACAGUUAAAAACCCGCAGUAGUUCAAGGUGAGGUAGCUCAUCACAAGAGCAUUUUGGAAUGAACAGUAAUGAAGGCCUUGCAAGUAAUACCGAGCAGCAGCUGAGAUUCCUGGGAUGAAUCAGCAGGGUGCCCUGGAACGGGGAAUGGAAAACAGCUGCCGGCUGUAGCUGGGCGCCUUGUGGGGACUGGGGAAUUUUCUCCACAAGAAAAUCCGGCCACGUUGGGAUGCUCUCUGCUCCUCCUGGGCGGCGAAAGUAAGGCGGAGAUCGCUGAUUGUAAUUCUAUCUUGCGCCAGAUCGCCGAUCCGCUCGGAAACUUAACGAAACGCCUCGGGGAUCGUGUAGCCCUUCCACAGAAGUUAACAAGAGGAAAUACCAACAAUGAGUGUCCUUCCACCAGUCAGAAGAGACCGAAUUAUACCAGAGCUACCCUCGUGUUUCACAAAGGAAGCAGCCCUCCACACAAAAGACAUAUUCAACCCCAAAGUGAAGCGUGCCUGCCACGAUGACCGGACAGGAACAGUUGGGUUGAAGAUUUCCAAGAUUAUUGUGGUUGGGGACCUGUCAGUGGGAAAGACAUGUUUAAUCAACCGUUUCUGUAAGGAUAUCUUUGACAAGAAUUACAAAGCUACUAUUGGAGUGGAUUUUGAGAUGGAACGGUUCGAAGUACUGGGAGUCCCCUUCAGUUUGCAACUAUGGGACACAGCAGGUCAGGAGAGAUUCAAGUGUAUCGCAUCAACGUACUACAGAGGUGCCCAAGCAAUAAUCAUCGUGUUUGACGUCACUGACAUUGCAUCUCUGGAUCACGUAAAACAAUGGUUGAAAGAUGCUCUCAAAGAAAAUGACCCUUCCUCUGUGCUGUUGUUUUUAGUUGGGACAAAGAAGGAUCUUAGUUCUGCUUCCCAGUACAGCCUGAUAGAGAAAGAUGCUAUCAAAAUUGCUAAGGAAAUAAAAGCUGAAUAUUGGGCAGUGUCUUCACUCACAGGAGAAAAUGUAAAUGAAUUCUUUUUCCGGGUUGCCUCCUUGACAUUUGAAGCUAAUGUAUUGGCUGAGCUAGAAAAGACAGGCCCGAGGAGGAUUGGUGAUGUUGUUCGUAUCAACAACAAUGAUAAAAACCUAUUUAGAACUGGGAAGAAAUCUAAACCGACCUGCUGUCAGUGAGUGACUGCCAACAUAAGAGGCUACUGUUGCACUAUAAUUUCUGCUUUAACCAAAGAUUUGUCAUGCCAACAACAUUGGCGCCAACAGAACACCUUUGUAAUGAGAAAACUUGUUAAAAGCUGAUGGAAUGUGAGCAUCCUGCUGGAGAAUCUUCCCAAAUAAUUGCUGUUAAGACACUGCCAUUUAUGUUAAUCCCACAUCUCAAUAUCUUUACCAGUGGAAGAAAUAACAUUAUGAUGUACAAUUCCCACUCUGAUGAUGCAUGGGUUAAAGUUGGUGCUGGAUCCAGAAAGGAGAUACCUGUAAUUUUUUUUGACUCCCUCAACUGUUAUUAUUAUCCUGUUACAGGAUAGGAAUUCAUCCCUGGACACACACAUUAAGCACAUGAAAUACGUGCAUGGAAUUUACUUCUGAAAUUUGGUUCCACUGAAGUCAAUAAAAUGGAAUUUUGGAGUGCAUUUGAACAUAAUUACUUUGUAUGCUUAGCACAUGUGAUUGAGGAAAUAUUUUUAGUCCACCUUUCUGAUCUGAAAUUUUAGGAAAGCCGGGACAAUAUUCUGUCACAACUCUUAUAUUUCUGUAGAUAUUUCUGAUUUUUGUAUGUGGGACACAAAUGCAGGGAGUUAACUAAUAGUAUAUGCUCUGAAGGAAAGCCAUUCAUGCUAUUUAUUAUUUAGAGAUAGGGCAUAGUAACAGGCCCUUGUAAUUGUGCCGCCGAAUUACACCCAUACUAACUCGUACAUCUUUGGGAUGUGGAAGAAAACUAGUGCAGCCACUGGGAGAAAGUACACACUCCCAACAGGCAGUGAUGGAAUUGAACCUGGGUCACUGGUGGUGUAAUAGCUUUUCACUAACUGUGCUGCCCCAUUUCAUCUUUUUAUAUGAUGGGAUGAGAAGUUAGUUAUCUGUCUUGGGGUCUGAGCAGUAUCCCACCUGAUUUGGCGAAGGGUCUCGGCCCGAAACGUUGACUGUUCGUUUCCACGGAUGCUGCCUGACCUGCUGAGUUCCUCCAGUGUGUUGUGCAUGUUGCUCCCACCUGAUUUUCCCUGUCUUUUCUAAUUGGGUUGUUCCAAUAGGUUCAGAUGUCAAAAUAAGAUCACGGUUCUGAGUUUGACAAAAUGUAAAAACUGGCCAAGAUUGAUGGUGGCAAUAAAUAUCCAAUGUAUUCCCAAUCUUGAAACUUCUACCAAAGUCAUUCACUGCCUGUACUGUACUUACUCAACAAUGAUGUGGAAAACUAUACCUUCCCCUUCUCCUCUGUUUCCACUCUCCUCUCCUAUCAGAUUCUUUCUUCUCCAACCCUUGACUUUUCUCACCCACCUGGCUUCCCCUGUCACCUUCCAACUAGCCUCUUUCCCCUCCCUCCAUGUUUUUAUUCAGGCAUCUUUCCCCUUUCUUCUCAGUCCUGAAGAAAAGGCCCGGCCUGAAACAUCAACUGUUCACUCUUUUCCAUAGAUGCUAACUGACCUGCUGAGUUCCUCCAGCAUUUUGUGCGUGUGCUUCGGAUUUCCAGCAUCUGCAGACUUUCUUGUGUUUGUGAAAUACGUCCUUUGUUUGUCAAACUUAUGACGAUAACAUUUUAUGGAGCCAAAUUUCAGAAGUAAAAUUCCUUGCCCAUAACAUAUUGCCAUACAAUAUGUUCAUACAAUUUUACAGAAGGGUAGUGGAACACUUACACACACACACACACACACACAACUGACAUUGUGUAUUUAUCACAUGUAGUUAGUGACCAAUUUCUAUUUCUUCAUGUUUACAUGUUAGAAUGACACUGCUGCCAUUCCUAGGGCAUAUUUAACAGCUUUUUUCAACAUUAUAAUACCAUCAUUAAUUCUAUUGGCAAAAUCCAAGCAAUGUAAUUCAUAAUGUAAAUAAUUUUGAGAUAAUUGUGGAAUUUUGGUAGAUAAGUCUUUUCCCUUUUGUAGUUUUCAGAAAGCCUUGUGCAACACUCACCCACAAGUGAAGUUUCAACUGAAAUAUAAAGCAAGGUUGUUGUUUAGUCCGCUGGAGGAUUUUUUUUUCCCUUGAGAGUGUUUUGCUUCCUUUAAUAAACGAGGAUUUCUGGGUUUCUGAAUGCAGAGGGGAUGGUUUUGCUGGAUAGAGCAGUCAUUUAAAAGAGGUGGCACCGGGAUUCAUUUCCCAUCUUACUGUCUUGUUCCCUCAAAGAGCUAGAAAAUAUACCACCCUGAGUCAAGAUCCCUAUCAAUUGGAGGAGUAAGUGAGGGCAGGCAGCAGCACUGCAGAAAAGACCAUUUCCUUCUCAAUGAUCAGCUCUAAGCUUCCUGGCUGCUGUUUAUCAAGUCUGGAAUAGGCCUGUGCUAAAUGGGGCACCGAGCAUGCCCCAAAGAAACGGACUGAAAUACUUUUUCAUUGUAUUGGUGGCAGUAAAGUUUGCUCAGUUCUUAUCGUGUAUUAAGUAUUCACUUUUUUUUUGAAAAGUUUUCUCUACAAAAAGCAGCAUCACCAGUUUCUUUUUGCCAUUUUGUUAGGGAUAUUAAUAUACUCUUUCUCUCUAUAGUCCUUGAUUUUUAUAUGUGUUAGCUAUUUUUUCUUACUUUGUAAUAUUUCACUUGUUUUCUGAAAGAUGCACUGAAACAGAGGCUGAUGCGAUAGACCUGGGAGAAGACACCAAGACAACUGGAAGCACAGGUUUAGGAGCACACGAAUAAAGGGAGGACAUUUAGCCUUUCAAAGCAAUUCCACCAUUCACUUAGAUCAAGGCUGAUAUGCAGUUUAAUUCUUUCCCCCACCUUUGAUUCCAUAAACCUUAAUACCUUGCCCAACCAACAAAUAUCAAUCUAGUCCAAUGUCACCACAUCUUCCAAAGUGAGAGUAAUUCUUCAGCUAACAACUUGAUGGGUUUUAAGACACUGAUUACCAGUGAGAGCUUUAGAGAUUGAAAUAGCAAUGGAAUCUUUGUAAUCUGCAAGAGCCUUUAAUUACAAUCAAAUUCGCGCAUGUGGUGGUUUGCCCAUAUAGGACAUAUACACUCAGUGCCUCCUGUAGCUAAUAAAGUGGUCACUGAGUGUAUGUUCAUGGUCCUCUGCUACCGUAGCCCAUCAGCUUCAACAUUUGACAUGUUGUGCAUUCAGGAAUGCUCUUCUGCACACCACUGUUGUAACACAUUGUCACUUCCUGUCAGCUUAGACCAGUCUGGCCUCUGUCUUCCUCUGACCUUUCAUUAACGAGGUAUUUUUGCCCACAGAACUACUGCUCACUGGAUUUUUAUUUUUGUUUUUUUUUUGCACCAUUCUCUGUAAACUCUAGAGAGUGCUGUGUGAGAAAAUUCCAGAUCAGCAGUUUCUGAGAUACUGAAACCACCCUUUCUGGCACCAAUAAUUAUUCCAUGGUUAAAGUCACUUAGAUCACAUUUCACAGAUAUGUUAAAAGAAAAAGAUUGGUUAAGACAAAUGUAGGUCCCUUACAGUCAGAAACAGGUGAAUUGAUCAUGGGGAGCAAGGACAUGGCAGACCAAUUGAAUAACUACUUUGGUCCUGUCUUCACUAAGGAGGACAUAAAUAAUCUUCCAGAAAUAGUAGGGGACAGAGGGUCUAGUGAGAUGGAGGAACUGAGGGAAAUACAUGUUAGUAGGGAAGUGGUGUUAGGUAAAUUGAAGGGAUUAAAGGCAGAUAUAUCCCCAGGGCCAGAUGGUCUGCAUCCCAGAGUGCUUAAGGAAGUGGCCCAAGAAAUAGUGGAUGCAUUAGUGAUAAUUUUUCAAAACUCUUUAGUUUCUGGAUUAGUUCCUGAGGAUUGCAGGGUGGCUAAUAUAACCCUGCUUUUUAAAAAAGGAGGGAGAGAGAAACCGGGGAAUUAUAGACCGGUAAGCCUGACAUCGGUGGUGGGGAAAAUGCUAGAGUCAGUUAUCAAAGAUGUGAUAACAGCACAUUUGGAAAGCGGUGAAAUCAUCGGACAAAGUCAGCAUGGAUUUGUGAAAGGAAAAUCAUGUCUGAGGAAUCUCAUAGAAUUUUUUGAGGAUGUAACUAGUAGAGUGGAUAGGGGAGAACCAGUGGAUGUGGUAUAUUUGGAUUUUCAAAAGGCUUUUGACAAGGUCCCACACAGGAAAUUAGUGUGCAAACUUAAAGCACACGGUAUUGGGGGUAUGGUAUUGAUGUGGAUAGAGAAUUGGUUAGCAGACAGGAAGCAAAGAGUGGGAAUAAAUGGGAUCUUUUCAGAAUGGCAGGCAGUGACUAGUGGGGUACCGCAAGGCUCAGUGCUGGGACCCCAGUUGUUUACAAUAUAUAUUAGUGACUUGGAUGAGGGAAUUAAAUGCAGCAUCUCCAAGUUUGCGGAUGACACGAAGCUGGGCGGCAGUGUUAGCCGUGAGGAGGAUGCUAAGAGGAUGCAGGGUGACUUGGAUAGGUUAGGUGAGUGGGCAAAUUCAUGGCAGAUGCAAUUUAAUGUAGAUAAAUGUGAGGUUAUCCACUUUGGUGGCAAGAACAGGAAAAUAGAUUAUCAUCUGAAUGGUGGCCGAUUAGGAAAAGGGGAGGCGCAACAAGAGCUGGAUGUCAUUGUACACCAGUCAUUGAAAGUGGGCAUGCAGGUACAGCAGGUGGUGAAAAAGGCAAAUGGUAUGCUGGCAUUCAUAGCAAGAGGAUUCGAGGACAGGAGCAGGGAAGUACUACUGCAGUUGUACAAGGCCUUGGUGAGACCACACCUGUAGUAUUGUGUGCCGUUU